CUUCAAUUCACCCCCUUGGAUUCUGUGAACUACCCACCAACAUAUUACCCGAUAUUUAUGUAUGCCCAACGAUACUGAUCUUCACAACCCUACCAUUAAUCGAUAAGAACAAUAAUAAUUGAACCCCACCAUGCCCGUCGGAGUGGCAAUCAUAGGAAGCGGGAACUUUGCCCGUGAAGAGCACCUGCCCAGCAUCCAAGCAACGGAUGCGUUCGCCCUGAAAGCCAUUUACUCGAGGUCUCUGCAGUCGGCCGAGUCCCUCGCAAAUGGGAUACCUGACCUCGACCUCUACGCAGCGGAUGCAGGGCCGGGGAAAACCUACGAUGAUCUGCUCAGCCGGUCGGAUAUUACAGCGGUGAUUAUAGCGCUCCCAAUCCUAGUCCAACCAGACUUCAUCCGCAAAGCCCUGAGAGCAGGUAAACAUGUUCUGUCGGAGAAGCCCAUCGCUAAGGACUUAGCCACGGCGCAGGACCUGAUUAACCUGCACAACUCGCGCAUCAUCAGCAGCAAGACUAUUUGGGCGGUGGCCGAGAACUGGCGGUACAUGAGCAAGUUUGUGCGGGCGGCGGAGGAGGUGCGCAGAUUGGGUGGGGUUAGGAACUUCCGCGUCAUGUUGAGGAGUAUGAUUAAGCCGGGGUCGAAGUAUCAUAAGACGGAAUGGCGCCGGAAUCCUGGGUACCAGGGAGGCUUUGUGCUGGAUGGUGGGGUUCAUGGUGUUGCUGCGCUGCGGUUGAUCUUGGGACAGGGUGAUGGGCUGGCUACCGUGGCGGCGCAUGCUUCUUUGAGGCAGGAACAUCUUGCUCCUGUUGAUACUGUUGAUGCGCUGCUUAAGACUAGGUCGGGCGCCACGGGUGUGGUGUCGGUGUCUUAUGGGUCGGAGAUCAAUGAUUCGGUCUUCGAGUUUACGUGCGCGGAUGGCAUCGUGAAGUUGGAUUUUGAUCGGUUGACAGUUAAUGGGGAGGGCUAUGAUGUGCCUUUCGAGGGUCGCGGAGUCAAUAAGGAGCUUGCCGAAUUCGUGGAGUCUAUUAACUCAGGAGCUGGGAUCGCGACCCGCCUGCGACCGGAGGAAGCAUUGGCGGAUCUGGAGGUGAUGGAAGGCAUCUUUGGUAGUAGCGAGAACAAUGGGGAGAGGAGAAAUCUGCACCUGCAGAUCUAAUAGACCAUUAUAAUUAAAUGAGACAAAUUACCCUGCACAAAACAUAAGAUAGCAACUGCGCGAUCA
Molecule: messenger RNA, 1222 nt
Organism: Aspergillus alliaceus
Lineage: Eukaryota; Fungi; Ascomycota; Eurotiomycetes; Eurotiales; Aspergillaceae
Product: Gfo/Idh/MocA family protein
Exons: 5
Coding region: 131-1156 (341 amino acids)
Biological process (GO): NADPH regeneration
Cellular component (GO): cytoplasm
Molecular function (GO): nucleotide binding; oxidoreductase activity
Source: RefSeq, a predicted model, not a curated record